This is a messenger RNA of Humulus lupulus (European hop), 1408 nucleotides long. Its product is annotated as cathecol O-methyltransferase 1-like. The transcript has 4 exons. The record is from RefSeq and is a predicted model, not a curated record. Bases 58 to 1146 code for a protein of 362 amino acids. Gene Ontology annotation, biological process: methylation. Gene Ontology annotation, molecular function: O-methyltransferase activity; S-adenosylmethionine-dependent methyltransferase activity; protein dimerization activity. NCBI's taxonomy places the organism in Eukaryota, Viridiplantae, Streptophyta, Magnoliopsida, Rosales, Cannabaceae.
AAUGGUCACCACAUUCUAAAGUUUUCCAAACAUACACUUCUCUUGCGAAAAUUUGUGAUGGCUUCAGAAUUGGAAGGCACCCAAAAGGUCCUUGAUCUUAAAAGAAAACAACAAGAGGAAAGCUUCUGUUAUGCCGCGCAGCUGGUGAACACAAAUGUCAUAACCAAGUCCUUGCAAACCACAAUCGAGCUCGGAAUUUUUGAUAUCAUAGCAAAAGCCGGGGAAGGAGCUAAGCUCUCCGCGAGUGAGAUAGUGGCGCAGUUGCCAACCAACAACCCCGAUGCGCCCAUGAUGCUGGACCGCAUCCUCAGGAUGCUGGCCAGCCACUCUGUGCUCACAUGCUCUGUGGUGGCCGAUGAUCAAAGGGUUUACAGUCUUAAUAAUGUCUCCAAAUGCUUUGUCACUAAUGAAGAUGGUGUUUCAUUAGGCCCCUUGAUGUUAAUGUUAGAAGAUAAGGUCUUCUCGGAUAGCUGGUCCCAACUUAAAGGUGCAAUACUUGAAGGAGGGAUUCCCUUUAACAGAGUCCAUGGAAUGCACGCCUUCGAGUAUCCAGCUCUGGACUCAAGGUUUAAUCAGGUUUUCAAUAACGCAAUGCACAACCAAACCACUAUGAUUAUGAAGCAGAUCCUUGAGUUUUAUAAAGGCUUUGAAAACCUUGGGCAACUGGUAGAUGUUGGGGGUGGUUUAGGAGUGACCCUUAAAGAGAUCACCUCCAAAUAUCCACAUAUCAAGGGUAUUAACUUUGAUUUGCCUCAUGUUGUAGAACAUGCCCCCUCUUAUCCAGGGGUUGAACAUGUGGGUGGAGAUAUGUUUGAAAGUGUUCCAAGUGGGGAUGCCAUUUUUAUGAAGUGGAUACUUCAUGACUGGAGUGAUGAACAUUGCCUGAAACUAUUGAAGAAUUGUCACAAAGCCAUGCCGGAGAAUGGAAAGGUUAUAGUGGUGGAGGGCAUUCUCCCAAUUGUGCCAGAAAAUAGCUAUGGUGAUAACAUAUUGUCCAAAGCGGAUGUGCUUAUGAUGACUCAAAACCCAGGAGGAAAAGAGCGAAGCCAACAAGAGUUCCAAGCUUUGGCAACUGGUGCAGGAUUCAGUGGCAUCAGAUUUGAAUGUUGUGUUAUCGGCUUUUGGAUCAUGGAGUUCUACAAGUAGAUGCAUAUGGCUUCUUUCAAAUCAUAAACAAAAAUUUGAGUCCAUACUUCUUUUGUAUGUAGUUCAAUUUGAAAUGAUGAACACACCAUAUUUUACAUGCUAUGAUUAAAGAUUAAUAAAGAAUUUACUCACAAUAACAUGUACAAGGGAGUUCAGCUAUACUAAAUCAAUUUGAAAGCGUUGUUAUAUAUUGUGUUUAAUCAUGUAUUUUGUGAUAUAUAAACAAUUUUGUCAUGAGAUUACCUCAUGCAUUUUCUUUUCA